AGGUGUGAAGACAAGCUGUAACGAGACUUCUCACAAGAAGAACUGCGGCUUUUAGAUUGACAAUAUUCAAAACAAGGUUGAAAAUAUGAGGCGAGCUAAUGACAACUGCCAAUACACAUGUGUAAGACAAAACUGGUGAUUCCAAAUGUUGUAGUUGUUGUAAACUUACCUGACAAAACUGAGAAGAGCCAGGGCCCAGAUUUAAAGGCCCCCUUUCUUUUCUCAGUGAAGACUUUAAAAUGAAAGGCAUUAGAAGCUGCAAAAUGUGCUCUUACUAUGAAAAGGAAAGGUGCUUCUUGAACAGUGGAAUCUUUGACCAACAGUUUGUCAUGGAUUAUGUUUUCAUCAAUUAUAUAGGAAUUUAUUGUUGAUGUCACUUAAGGAAAAGACACAUUUAUUCUACUUUAUGCAUCAUUUUGUAGCUGACUGCAAAGUAGAGAAGGAAAAAAGUGUUUAAUUAUUAGAACAAACAGGUUUCAAGGAGAUAUUGCUGCAAAUGAGGAAAGAUCUUUUGAAACCCUAAAAGUUUGUAAUAAACUGUUUAAUAUUUAUAUUCUCUUAUGUGUUAGAAGGUCCUCCCACGAUUUUCUUUAUUUUCUUUAUCUAGAAAAUUUUCUAGAUAAAAUGUAGAGAAAAUCGUCUCUGCAUUUUGGUUAUGCAGAGGAGCAACAAUAAUACAAAAGUAUUUUAUGAUGUUCUUCGUGGCAAAUGUGCAGGCUGCUAAAAUCCAAGGCAGGAGCUACUUAUAGGCUACUUCUCACCAAGUUGAAAUUUAGUUAAGAAACGAAUUAUCUGAGCUCAGGUUUCACCAGGUGAAUUUCAUAGUCCGGAGUUCUGUAAACAUAAAAUUAAUCAGAUGGAUGCAAAGUGGACUAUUUCUUCCGAGGAAAGCAAAUCGUCAUUUAUUAAAACGCAGAGGACUUCAGUGAUCUGUCUAGAUUCGUGGAGGAAUUCAGUUGAGUGUGGGUGGCUCACGCCCUGUGCGUCACUGCGCAGAAAGUAAGUCUCCAGCAGUAGACGCUGAACUCCUCAGCCUUCACUUUGUCCUGUGACUCUCCGCUGUCACCUCCUCCCGUCCACAGCUGCGAGAUUGCGGGGAAAACAUGAUCGUUAACCCGGAGUAAAGUUUCGCAACUCUUACUGACGCCCCGCUGCUCACAGAUUUACUUCUAAAAUGGCCAAGCAGGACAGCUGUCCAUACAAUGAGACUAUGGCCUUCUUCUACAACAAAAGUGGCCAUGAAGAUAAAUGGGACAGACCUCAGCUCAUCCUGGUCCAGGUGGUGGGAUCUCUGUUCUGCUGCUUCAUCCUGGCCUCCAACGCUAUGGUUAUAGCGGCUGUCAUCACUAACAAGAGGUUUCACUACCCCUUCUACUAUCUUCUUUCCAACCUAGCUGCCUCAGACUUCCUAGCAGGCAUAGCCUACGUGUACCUCAUGUUUAACACAGGUGAGGUGUCACAGAAACUUACAGUGAGAGGAUACUUCAUCCGACAAGGGCUUCUGGACAUCAGCCUCUCAGCCUCGCUUGCUAACCUGCUGGUCAUAGCUCUGGAGCGCUACAUCUCUGUGAUGAACUGGAAAGUCCACAGCAACCUGACAAAGCGGAGGGUGACCCUACUGAUCGUGCUAGUGUGGGCCAUCUCAAUUUUCAUGGGGGCUGUGCCGAGUCUGGGCUGGAACUGUAUCUGUAACCUGGACGACUGCUCCAAGCUGGCUCCCAUAUUUAGCAGGAGCUACCUGAUUUUCUGGUCAGCCUCUAACCUGGUGGUGUUCCUCAUCAUGGUGGCAAUCUACCUGAGGAUCUAUGCUUACGUCAAGAAGAAGACAGCGGUACUCAUGCCACACACCAGCGGCUCCAUCAACCGCAGGAGGACGCCCAUCAAGCUCAUCAAGACUGUCAUGGUUGUGCUUGGGGCCUUUGUGUUCUGCUGGACCCCCGGCUUGGUGGUUCUACUGUUGGACGGCCUCAACUGUGAGACCUGUAAUGUCAAGAAAUUAAAACGCUGGCUGUUGCUUCUGGCUGUGAUGAACUCAGUCAUGAACCCCUGCAUCUACUCCUACAAAGACGAGGAAAUGUGGACAACUUUCAAGAACCUCCUGCGCUGCAUAGGCAAUGGCACUCGUCGGCAACGGUCAACGAAGGCAAACGCCAGGCCGCUAAGCUCUGGUCAGGACACGGGCAACAGCCAGGGCCUCUCAGAGGAGGUGAAAAAUGAUGAUCAGGGAAUGCUCAAGACAUGAAAAAGGAUCUUGUGUAGAAUUCUCCAGAACUUGUCUCCAGAUGUGACAACCUUAUGAAGACACGGAUUGGAGUUGACUUGAAACAGAAGCUAGUGAGUCGUUUGUCCUCAGUAUUGUUUGAAAGAGAGUCUGCAGACCAGUUGCUUCACUGUACAGCUGGACUUGUGGUUAAAUGGAGAUAAUUUUCACAGCUUCAUGCACCUGUAAGUCCCCUAAUAGAUGCAAAUGUGUGCUGUUCGGUUAGGACAAUGGAAGACUCCUCUUUCCGUCCCAUUCUGUUUUUGUGUCUUGCUCAUUAAAUCCCUCUGGGUUAUUUAAACCUGGGCACCACUGAUCUACAUUGUCUGAAGAAAGAAGCCAAGAUAUGAUACACACUUGUAUAUUGCCACAAUACAGCUUUCUCUCGCAUAGAAAUGUGUGAAUAUAUGCUUGAAUUAUGAUGGCAGUUCCAUCCUGUGUAGCUAUAUUGUUUGUGGUCAGGCACUAUAACACGGUAGAUUUCACUGUAGGUUGAAGGAUAGGUUUUAAGAGUAUUUCCUGUUUUAAAAGCAGCUGUAUGCUGUAAGCACUGUUGUGCUGUAAGUGUGGCUGAGUAGACCCUGUAAGGAGUAAUUUCCUUCAUGGCUGCCAUUUUGAUAUGUCAAAGCUGGGUGGUGCUGGUGUAGAAGGACCACAGCACUGAUAUUGUGUAUGCUGGAACUGCUAUGACACAUUACAUAGAACUGAACCAUAAUAAAUUAUCGCUUGCUCUCCCAUUUUGCUUUGACAUGUUUAAAUGGCUGCUGCUUGAAGGGCCUAUUUGACCUAACUGUAUUCACAAUUCACAAUUAUCUGCAAUUUUAGUUUAGUUGAGGAAACCACAACCUGCUUUAUUUUAUAAAGCAGUUUUGCAUCUAGGGAAUAGAUAAUAGAGUCACUCUACUCUCGCUCCAUUUUUCUCCUUUUAUCAAGUUUCCUAAAGGUAAACUCACACCUGCAACACCUCACGGUGACAAACUUGUUCUUCUGGUCACAUUUUUACACACCUGCUUCGACCCGCUGCAUGGCUACUGAGCUACUUGCUCAGAUGAAGCAGCUGUACAGCUGACAAUGGAAGGAUCAUAAAAUGAUGUUGCAACACACUGGAUUCCUGCUGGAGGUUUAGCACACUAUGUGUGCCUGCAGGAAGUGAAGAGGAUAUGACUGAAUAGACUUAAACUCCCUUCCCACACAUACAGGUCAGCCCCUGCUUUGAUGUUACCAUGGCUAAAUAAUUGACAGGAUUCAAAUGACUUUUCUUCUGUUGUACAGUAUUUAUGCUAUAGCUGCUAUAAAGAACCGUACAUCAGUGGUAGAAAAUUUGCAGCUCUUGUGGUUGGUUUAUUAAACUGAGAUGUUCAUUUGUGAGCAGAGUAACUUUUUACAACUGUUGGACUUUUAAGUAACUUUGAAGAUUUCUUUGUUUUUUCAUGUGACAUCUAUGCCCUUUUUGAGAUGAAACAGCAUGCAGAGUUCCCCAAAAAUUGCUUAAAUAUUCUGUUUACGGUUAUACUGUUGGCCCAGACUGAAAUAUCUUUACUACUAAACUGGUUUUGUAAUAUUUAUCAACAUAGGAUGAAUGCCUGUCACUGUCAGAAUAAUUCUUGAUUAAUCAACUAUAGUAUAAAGUGAUGUAAAGGUUGCUACCAACACUUAUAUCCACCUCAGAAUGAAUAUAUCCCCAAACUUUCUCUUGCACCAUUGUCCAAAUUUUAAUGUGUCCAUUAUUUCCUUUCAUGGUCAGCUGCAAAAUUAUCCUCACUUCAACAUGUUUUUUUGUGCGUUGUGCUAAUUAACAUGCUAACAUAAUAUUGUAAACAUGAUCAGUACUGUCUGUUCAACAUCAGCAUGAUAAUCGUAAUUGAUCUGCUUGAGUGACUAAUGUCUUUUUAAAUGCUGAACACACCACACACUUGGGAACUGCAUCUGCCAGACCAUGUAAUUACUUGCAAAUCCUAACUGACUAAAAGAGACUGUCUCUGGAUUUUAGAUUGGCACUAACUUACAAACACUGAUUGUAGUUGUUAGUCUAAAAACUCUUGAUAGCACUGCAAAUCUUACAAAACAAAAACCUCGGAUUACGCAGCACUCCAGUAACAUGACUGUGGUCAGCAGCUGAUUAAGUACCAUUACUUGUGAUUUUCUAGUGGCAAUUUAUGUCCAUUUACUCAAUUGAGGGCAAUUAAUGGGUGCUCUCUUGUUCCCAUUCAGUCUGUUACUGGCAAAAGAGUCUGAGAGAAAAUAAUCAAAUUCUUGGUGGAAAGAAGGAAGCCUUUUCAUAAUUGGAUUACAAAGCACAUACAUCAGUAAAAAUAAUGACACAAAGUCUUACUAAGUGAAUCUAGUAUAAUUUUAGGCAGUUAAUAUAACCUCAUUCUGCUUGAGCAGUGCUCAAAUGGUCACCUAUGACAAUAUAUGUAUCAGCAUCCGUUGGAAAAUGGUGUGCUCUGAAGGAAGAGCAUAAUAUUAAAGCAUUAAAACGUGAUCUCUAUAAUCAGCUGUAUAUAAUUGUAAAUCACUGUCAGGUCUUUUGAAAACAUGGAAUACAUAUUACUUACUGCAUACAUAGUGUAAUCCUUUGGUUCUCCCUCAAAGAUGUGUUGAAGUUUCAGGUUUCCUAUAAUUUACAAAGCUUGUCAUGCUUGAAAUGCAAGACUGUUGUUUACACUUGGCAACCACAAACCCCUCAGCCAUUUCCCUUCAAACUCGAUGUAAUCGGUCUUUACUGCAGUCAUAAAGACAUGUUAAAAUCCUUUUGUGCAGUGAAACACCUCUCAGGAUGUUUUAGUUGAUAUUGAUGUUUGACUUAAUUGAAGUCAUGUGGCUUGCAUUAACUUGCUAUAUAGUAGCGAGUACGGUAUGUCGUGAGCAGAGCCCUCUGCUGCCUGCCACUCUGGUUUAGCCUUCACAAAAACAUGAACUGUAAACUCUGUGCUGUGGCAGCCUUUUUCUACAGCUGUGCUGUAAUUAUGCAUUCUUAAAAAGCCAAUUAAAUUUCACAGAUGUCCAGAAA
Molecule: messenger RNA, 5273 nt
Organism: Mugil cephalus (flathead mullet)
Lineage: Eukaryota; Metazoa; Chordata; Actinopteri; Mugiliformes; Mugilidae
Gene: lpar3
Product: lysophosphatidic acid receptor 3
Exons: 3
Coding region: 1175-2242 (355 amino acids)
Biological process (GO): G protein-coupled receptor signaling pathway
Cellular component (GO): membrane
Molecular function (GO): lysophosphatidic acid receptor activity
Source: RefSeq, a predicted model, not a curated record